Messenger RNA from Brachypodium distachyon (stiff brome), 1832 nucleotides. RefSeq lists its product as uncharacterized. The record is from RefSeq and is a predicted model, not a curated record. The coding region runs from base 979 to 1686 and encodes 235 amino acids. Lineage: Eukaryota; Viridiplantae; Streptophyta; Magnoliopsida; Poales; Poaceae. Gene Ontology annotation, biological process: root development; shoot system development. The transcript has a single exon.
AGUUUGGCAUUUACCAAGCAACAUCCAUCAACUAAUAUUCCGAACAGAUCCGAUAACAGCUAUGAUGCUCGAUCGUAGGAUACAGUGAACUAGGGAAUUGGGGAAAAAGAAAGGAAAACUGAAGCCAACUUAGAUAUGUUACAACGGUUGUAAGAAGGCAGCACUCGGAACUCUUCCUCUUCCCUGCUCAUAUAUAUAGCCGAUGAAAUUCAGCUUGCCAAUAAAUUUAGAAAAUUAAGCCAAGAGGCAAUAGCAAACCUGGGAUCGAGAAGAACGGGAAAAUGGCUAGCGACGUCUCAAAUAGCAACCAUGUUGGUUUGGUGAUGAAACUGGAGCGUGGAGUUGUAUGAGCGGCAUGACUGGAAAGUGACCUAGGGUGACAGUGUGAGUGUGUGACUGUCAAGGGAGAUUAGGAGAGAGCUUAUCUUUAUCAGAUUGGGAAGUAGAAGACAAAAAUACAUCAGUGUCUUCUGUAUUUUUCUUGAAUUAACAUGCCAGCUACAACUCUCGAGGCUUCAACUUCUGAUUAGAACAAGCUUCCAGCAAAUAAAAUAUAUAAGUACACUGAGCCACGACACAGCAAAAUGCUGCGUUAGCAAUGCAAAAUACUGGCUUGAGCAUGCAACUAUGGCAAGAUCCACCACCAGCCUACCACGCGGCUAUUCUUGCUGCCAAUUGUUGGAACAUGAUGAUGUGUUGGCUCAUCUCGAGGUUAGUGGACACACUAAAAAAUGUACUUGACAUGAGAAGACUUCACUGUUGGAAUCUCUAUGCUGCCGCCAGAUCUCAAGCCACAGCAGACAGAAUCUGGGAUAUGUAAUGGCAUGAUUCUUCAUGUCUACCAAAUAAUGGCUAUUGCUUGUACACUUUCGAUGUAUAAAUAGGUCUCAGCAGAAUGGUAGACACAUCAAACCAAAGGUUGCUCUUCCUCAACUCCUCUCUUCAAGCACAAUACAAAGAAAAGCUUUCAGAUCAGAUAUGGCUUUCCACCAAAGAUCGAUAAGUUUGCCUUCUAGGCCUCACAUCAGUGAGACCGAAGUUGAGCAAGAGCUGCAGAGCCUAGAGACAAGCAUCUCUUCCUCCAUUACCAUUGGCACAAUGUGCGAUGGUCUUCGAAGACUUGUGAACAUCUACAAUGGUGUUGAAGAGAUUAUUUGCCUGCCAAGCAACCAAGUUUUCUCCAUCCAGAAGAGGAAGAUGUUGGAUGCUGAAAUGGAAGGUUCUCUUGACCUGCUGGAUCUCUGCAGCACCAUGCAAGAGAUCUUCGCCGAGAUGAAGGCAAUCAUCCAAGAUCUCCAAGUGGCUCUGAGGAAAGGAAAUGACACAGCUGUGCAAGCCAAGAUCCAGUCUUAUGCUUGCUUGGCGAAGAAGGUGAAGAAGCAUUUCAAGAAGACCACAAAGAAGGCUAUGUCUGAUAAGGAGUGCAGGAUGGUCAUGCUAUUGACCACGGCUAGAGAGGUCUCCAUCUCUCUGCUGGAGUGCACAUUCCAUCUGUUAUUCAAGCAAAUCGAAAUGCCAAAACAGUCUCUUGUCUACAAGGCAUUCCACAAAAAGAAGGCAGUUGUUUGUGAGGACCAAUUACAGGAGUUAGAGUCCAGUGUCGGAGAUCUUGAGGAUGGGGCAGCACAUCUGUUCAGGAAAUUACUCCAGAGCAGAGUUUCUCUCCUAAACAUCCUUAGUUCAUAGAUACUCCAUGGCACUCUUUACAACCUGCCAUUGGCAUCCGCCUUUUUGAGGAUUGGCUGAUCUUGAUACAAUUUGCACAUAUGUAUAAUUGUAUAUAGAACAGAUGUACAGAAAUUUAUAGAAACAAAGACCAAAGUUUUGAUCCA